Messenger RNA from Echinostoma caproni, 303 nucleotides. The record is from the annotation of a GenBank genome assembly. Lineage: Eukaryota; Metazoa; Platyhelminthes; Trematoda; Plagiorchiida; Echinostomatidae.
AUGUCGGUGGUUCGUAGCAAGCUACAAAGGGAAGUAAUACGGUUAUAUCGUGACUUCCUUCGUACAGUGGCAGUUCCUCGUGAUUCGGUGAUUACGACACAAUCGUCGGGAACACUUCAUUUGAACGACUCCGAACGUUUGGCUCUACGCGAAACUAUUCGAAAAGAAUUUCGUCGUCAAGCUGCUCUCUACAAACGAACGGAUAUUCUGCAAAUCGAAGCUGCUUUACGAAGAGGUCGACGUCGUCUGGAAGAUAUCCAAUCCGGUACUGUUCAACGAAUUACCCGUAUCUCUCCAUCCUAA